Candida dubliniensis CD36 is the source of this 2025-nucleotide messenger RNA. RefSeq lists its product as uncharacterized. Gene Ontology annotation, molecular function: transmembrane transporter activity. The coding region runs from base 1 to 2025 and encodes 674 amino acids. Gene Ontology annotation, biological process: transmembrane transport. The transcript has a single exon. Gene Ontology annotation, cellular component: membrane. Lineage: Eukaryota; Fungi; Ascomycota; Pichiomycetes; Serinales; Debaryomycetaceae. The record is from RefSeq and is a predicted model, not a curated record.
AUGUCAAAUCAAGAAAAUUUACAUCCAUACUUGAAGAGACCAUCAAUAAAACGACCACUUAAUCUAUUGGUACGACUCAGUGCCAAUUUUUCAGAAAUUCGACUUCCUUAUUUAGAUGAUGUUUCAUUACCAAAAUCUCCUUUGGAAAAAGAUAAAACUAUUCAUCAAUGUGAACCAGUAGAUAUAAAAUCCGAUUAUGAUAUUGAAGGUUGUACUGUGGGUAGAAAUAGUUUUCUGUAUGAAUUAGAAGAAAUUGAUGCCACUAGUAGUUAUUAUGAUUAUGAUGAUGAUGAUGAUAUGAAAAGUAAUAAUAUCAGUAUUUCUCAAACUACUUUAGCCAUGUCAACUUCAACAACAACAGCAACACUAACAGAAAUGGGUAAUUCAUCAACCAUUAAAAAUUUUAAACCAAAAGAAUAUUAUUAUGAAGCUGAUGCUGGUGAUGGUACUCAUGCUAUUGAUCAAUAUGUCACUGGUUUUAGAUUAGGUUUAACACUUUUCAGUUGUAUUAUUUCAUUAUUUUUAGUAGUUUUAGAUCAAACUAUAGUGACAACAAUUAUUAGUGAUGUUGGUAAUAAAUUUAAAUCAUUUGAUAAAAUUGGUUGGUUAACUUCAGGAUAUCUUUUACCAAUGGCAUGUUUAUCAUUAUUAAAUAGUAAAAUUGCUAUAAUAUUUGGAAGAAAAAAUUGUCUUUUAAUGGGAAUAUUAAUAUUUGAAAUUGGUUCAUUAAUAGCUGCUUUAUCAAAAAAUAUGUCAAUGUUAAUUGGUGCUAGAGUAAUACAAGGUUUAGGUGGUGGUACUAUUCAAUCAAUGAUUUCUAUAAUUUUAACAGAAUCAGUUCCAAUUUCUAAAAGAUCAUUAUCAUAUGCAUUAUUAGGAAUCACUUAUUCUUGUAGUUUUUUGGGUCCAAUUAUUGGUGCAGCAAUAUUAACUCAUUUAAAUUGGCGAUGGUGUUUUUAUAUAAAUUUACCUAUUGGUGGAACAGCAUUUAUUGUUCUUUUAAUAGGAUUUAAUCCUCCUAAAGUAACAGGAAAUAUUAAAGAUAAACUUAAAAAAAUCGAUUAUAUGGGGAUUUUUUUAUUAACUACUGGACUUGUUUUAAUUUUAUUAGGUCUAUCAUUUGGUGGUAGUAAAGAAUUUAAAUGGAAUUCAGGUUAUAUUAUUCAAAAUUUUAUUGUUGGAGGAUUUCUGAUUAUGGCAUUUUUAAUAUGGACAUUUAAAUAUUCUCCAAAUCCAAUGAUUUUAUCAAUUUUUAUUAAAAAAUUUACUAUAUUAUGUGCUUGUAUUUCUGCAUUUACCAAUUUUGCCGUAUUUAUUGCUUUAAUUACUUAUUUAGCAACUUAUUUUCAAGUUGUUUUUAAUAAAUCUGCUUUUAAAUCAUCAAUUGCCAUUUUACCAAUGAUUGUAUCGGUGGUAAUUGCUUCAAUGUUAAAUGGACCUUUUAUUCGUCGUACAAGAAAUGUGAAAAUACCUAUGAUAAUUUCUGGAAUUUUUGCUCCUGUUGGAGCAACAUUAUUAUUAAUGUUGGAUAAAGAUGCUAAUAAUUCUAAACAAAUUGGUUGUCAAAUUGUUAUAGGAGUAUCUAUUGGAUUACAAUUCCAACCAUCAUUAUUAUCUGCUCAACUUGAAUUACCCAAAGAUGUUGAAGGAUCAUUAAUAAUGAUCACAGUAUUUAUGUCAUUUUUGAAAUCAUUAGGAGGUACUUUGGGUGUUAUUAUAGCUCAACUUGUUUAUAAUAAUUCUGUGCUGGUUAAUUUUAAAAAUUUACUUAAUGAUUUGGAUACUACUUCUAUUCAGUAUAAAACUAUUCUGAGAUUUAAUGCUAAUGAAAUUGUUGCUACUCCAGAUCUUUUAUGGUCAGCAAUACCAGAUUCAAAUAUUCGUGGACUCGUUUUAGAUAAAGUUAUUGUUCACGCUCUUAAGAAUGUGUAUUAUGUAUCGAUUGGUCUUGGUGUUGUUUGUGCCAUUGCAUCUUUGUGGACAACUAAUAAAAAAGUCCCUAAAGAUGAAGAUGUUCGUAAAUGA